CCACCACAUGGAUGAGCCAUCAAGUGAUGGCGACCGGCAUAAGGGCCCUGGAAAGCGUGUUUCAGGGGCCGUGGAGCAGCAAGCCUCAGGCGUUCUUCUAGCUUCCACGGCCCCUUGUGGUGCAUGCAAGUUCUUGAGAAGAAAAUGCAUCAAUGGGUGCGUUUUCGCUCCCUACUUUGGCUCCGACCAAGGCGCGGCUCGGUUUGCAGCCGUGCACAAGGUGUUUGGAGCCAGCAAUGUGUCUAAGCUAUUGUUGCACAUUCCGGCUAACCGGCGGCAAGACGCGGUGGUCACUAUUACUUAUGAAGCUCAAGCUAGGCUCUCGGAUCCUGUUUAUGGUUGUGUCUCAACCAUUCUUGCUUUGCAACAACAGGUGGCAUCCUUACAAUCAGAGCUAGCAAUAGUGCAGACACAGAUAAUGAACAGCAGAUAUGCAAUGGCAAAUGCCUAUCACAAUAUUUCACAACAACAAGAACAACACAUUGCAAUUCUACAGCCAAGUUACUCAAACAAUUCAUCUAUUUCAAACAACAAUAUUAACCUCGUCAACAAUUUCAAUAACUCCACUACUAAUAUUUUUGAUCAUCAUCAUCAACUGCAUGGAUCAGUUACCUGUACUGCUAAUAACUCUCCAAGUUGUGACCCAAUUCAUCAACUCCAUGAUGAGGAAGAGGAGGAAGAAGAAAGCCAUAAUCCACUUGCUUUUACUAAUCACAUGUUUCAUUCCCUAUGAAGUAAUAUCACACUACACCUUUAAUUUUACGA
Solanum tuberosum (potato) is the source of this 765-nucleotide messenger RNA. Its product is annotated as LOB domain-containing protein 20. NCBI's taxonomy places the organism in Eukaryota, Viridiplantae, Streptophyta, Magnoliopsida, Solanales, Solanaceae. The coding region runs from base 8 to 733 and encodes 241 amino acids. The transcript has 2 exons. Gene Ontology annotation, cellular component: nucleus. The record is from RefSeq and is a predicted model, not a curated record. Gene Ontology annotation, biological process: hormone-mediated signaling pathway; positive regulation of DNA-templated transcription.